Solanum dulcamara is the source of this 1032-nucleotide messenger RNA. Its product is annotated as pentatricopeptide repeat-containing protein At1g62670, mitochondrial-like. Lineage: Eukaryota; Viridiplantae; Streptophyta; Magnoliopsida; Solanales; Solanaceae. The transcript has 2 exons. Gene Ontology annotation, molecular function: protein binding. The record is from RefSeq and is a predicted model, not a curated record. Bases 1 to 1032 code for a protein of 343 amino acids.
AUGAAUGGGCUCAGCAAAAGGGGGCAUACUCAGAAGACUUUAAGUUUGCUACGGUUAAUGGAACAGGGGAACACUAAGCCCAACAUAUUUAACUACAACAUCGUCAUAGAUGCCCUUUGCAAAGAUGAGAACUUAGAUGCUGCUAUCGGCUUUAUGAACGAGAUGAAGCAGAAAGACAUUCCUCCAGACAUAGUCAUGUAUAAUUCAUUGAUUGAUGGUUUGUGUAAGCUUGGUCAGUGGGAUAAGAUUAGGACUUUGUUCUCUGAUAUGGCCUUGAACCUUAAUAUUUAUCCAGAUGUGCGCACCUUCAACAUAGUGAUACAUGGACUAUGUAAAGAAGGGAAAGUUGCAGAUGCCGAGGAAGUAAUGAAACUCAUGGUGGGAAAAGGUGUAGAGCCCAAUAUAAUCACCUACAAUGCGAUAAUAGAUGGAUAUUGUUUGCGUGGUCAACUUGAUGGAGUAAGGAGAAUUUUUUAUAACGUGAUAGAUAAGAACAUUGAGUCUGACAAUAUUAACUAUAACAUACUAAUAAAUGGAUAUUGUAAGAAAAAGAAACUGAUCGAGGCCAUGCUAUUGAUUUGUGAAAUUUCUCAAAAGGGAUCAAAGCCUGAUGUUGUUACCUACAAUACUAUCUUGCAAGGUUUGUUUGAAGUUGAAAGAAUUGGCGAUGCAGAAAAAAUUUAUGCCGAGAUGCUAUCUACGGGCACCAUACCUGAAAGAGAAGAUACUAGUAUUGCAAUUUACAAUGUUGUUAUUAAUGGAUUGAGCAAAAAUAGUAAACUCAGAGAAGCUUAUGCUGAUUUUGAGAAACUUUAUUUCAUUGGAUUGCUUCCGGAUGUGAGAACAUACAAUGCAAUGAUAAAUGGAUUUUGUCUUGAAGGGUUGUUUGAUGAAGCUAAAGAUAUUCUAAAAAAAAUGGAAGAUAAUGGUUGCUUUCCAGACAAUGUCACUUACAAUGUUAUUGUGCAAGGAUUUCUCAGGUGCAACAGAAUUAGUGAAAUGGCCAUUUUCAUGAAGGAAAUGGCCGAAUAG